Phialemonium atrogriseum is the source of this 2709-nucleotide messenger RNA. RefSeq names its product ATP-dependent RNA helicase. Lineage: Eukaryota; Fungi; Ascomycota; Sordariomycetes; Cephalothecales; Cephalothecaceae. Gene Ontology annotation, cellular component: nucleus. Gene Ontology annotation, biological process: rRNA processing. The coding region runs from base 49 to 2490 and encodes 813 amino acids. The transcript is spliced from 2 exons. Gene Ontology annotation, molecular function: ATP binding; nucleic acid binding. The record is from RefSeq and is a predicted model, not a curated record.
ACGAUGUGAGCCUGCAUUCCUCCACAACGCAGCCCGCAUUUCAGCGAAAUGGCAACCGGUACGAAGGGGGGCGCGAAAGGCGGCGCAAAGGCGCAAAAGAAGCGUCCGUCAAACCCAGAAUCUCGGACUCUGAAGAGAAAGCGGGAACAAGAAAACUUGGGAAAAUUGCAACAGAGUGUCGAUGAGCUGGAUCUGAAAUCCACCGAGAUCAAGAACUUCGCCGACCUUCCCCUCUCAGUCCCCACCGCAUCCGGUCUACGGGCCUCCCAUUUCGAGGUCCUGACCGACAUCCAAUCCCGCGCCAUCCCCCUUGCCCUGAAGGGCCGCGACAUCCUCGGCGCCGCCAAGACGGGCAGCGGUAAGACGCUGGCCUUCCUCAUCCCCGUCCUCGAGAAGCUCUACCGCGAACAAUGGACCGAAUAUGACGGGCUCGGCGCCCUCAUCAUCUCGCCCACCCGCGAGCUGGCCGUGCAGAUCUUCGAGGUGCUGCGCAAAAUUGGCCGCAACCACUCCUUCUCGGCCGGUCUGGUCAUUGGCGGCAAGAAUCUGCGCGAGGAGGCCGAGCGACUGGGGAGGAUGAAUAUCCUGGUGUGCACCCCGGGCCGCAUGUUGCAGCACCUGGACCAGACGGCGAGGUUCGACGUCGACAACCUGCAGGUGCUGGUACUGGAUGAGGCAGACCGCAUCAUGGAUAUGGGGUUUCAGUCGGCGGUGGACGCCUUGGUGGAGCACUUGCCCAAGAACAGGCAGACGAUGCUGUUCAGCGCGACGCAGAGCAAGAAGGUGUCCGACCUGGCGAGGCUGAGUCUGAAAGAUCCCGAGUACGUCUCGGUCCACGAGGCCGCUGCUUCGGCGACCCCGAGUACCUUGCAGCAACAUUAUAUCAUCACGCCGCUGCCAGAGAAGGUCGACACGCUGUUUGGGUUCAUCAAGACCAAUCUUAAAAGCAAGAUCAUUGUCUUCCUGUCGUCCGGAAAGCAGGUGCGGUUCGUCUACGAAAGUUUCAGGAACCUACAACCGGGUAUCCCACUGCUGCACCUGCACGGGCGGCAAAAACAAGUUGCGAGACUCGAAAUCACGAGGAGAUUUGCUGCCUCCAAGAAUGCGUGCCUCUUCGCCACCGACGUGGUUGCGCGCGGUGUCGACUUCCCCGCCGUGGACUGGGUCAUCCAGGCGGACUGCCCCGAAGAUGCCGACACGUACAUUCACAGGGUGGGCCGGACAGCGCGUUACGAGAGCAACGGGCGUGCCGUCUUGUUCCUUGACCCGAGCGAGGAGGAGGGCAUGCUGAAGAGACUGCAGCAGAAGAAGGUGCCCAUACUGAAGCUCAAUGUCCGGGAGAAUAAGAAGAAGAGCAUAACGGACCAGCUGCAGAGCCUGUGCUUCCAGCGUCCGGAUCUGAAGUAUCUCGCACAGAAGGCCUUCAUGAGUUAUACACGAUCGGUGCAUUUACAGAAGGACAAGGAGGUCUUCAAAUUCAAUGAGCUCGAUCUGGAUGGAUUCGCGGCGAAACUUGGCCUGCCGGGCACGCCCCAGAUCAAGUUCCAGAGGGGCGAGGAUAUCAAGCGGUUAAAGAACGCCUCGCGGGCAGCUAUGUCUAGCGGCUCGGACACGGACUCGGACGGUGAGAAGGGCAAGUUGAAGAAGAAAGACGAGGUCCGCACCAAAUUCGAGAAGAUGGAGGGCAGGACCAACCAGGACGUGCUGUCAAGCCACUACAGGAAGCUCAUCGGCGAUGCCGAGGACGACAAUGACGAAGACGACCAGGACUUCCUCUCCGUGAAGCGCGUCCUCGACGACGACGACCUGGACGAGGCCGCCCGGGCCGAGCGGGCCGCGGCCCCCAAGGUCAUCAACCUCGGGUCCCAGGAGUUCAUCGUCGACUCCAACCGGCGCGAGAAGCUGCUCACGUCGCGCAAGAAGCUCCUCAAGUUCCGCGGCGCCGGCACCAAGACCGUCUUCGACGACGACGGCAACCCGCACGCCCUGUACGAGUUUGGCGACGACGACGAGUUCCGCGACCGGGCGCCCGCCGAGAGGCUGCGCGAGCGCUUCGUCGAGGCUGAGGCCGCGCGCGCCCGCGAGGCCGACGUCGAGGACAAGCAGCUCGCCAAGGAGAGGCGCAGGGAGAGGCGCGACAAGCGCAAGGAGCGCGAGAGGGAGGAGGAGGCAGCCACGCGCCGCGGCGGAGCGCCGCGCCCCGCGGAGCUCGCCGGGGCCGACGAUGCCGCGGAGCAGGAUCCGCUGGCGCUCCUGCGGUCCUUGCCGGUGGCGGGUGGCGCGUCGGAGGAGGAGGAGGAGGAGGAAGGGGAUGGCAGCGAGGGUGAGGAGACGCGGCCGAGGAAGAAGGCCAAGAAGUGGUUCCAGGACGACUCGGAUGAUGAGACUAGGGCGAAGAAGAAGGGAGGAUCUAGGGUUAUCGAUAUGGAUCGCGAGCCGGAUACGCUGGAGGAUCUCGAGGCUCUGGCAACGGGCCUGCUGGACGACUGAGCUUGGUGUCUAGACAUGUCUUUUUCUAUCUAGGUAGUAUAUCGGUGUCUUGGUUGCCUCGUGUAGUCAUAAAUACCCUGGGGAGAACAGUAGGGAGACUUAGAAAAUGCCCCCGGUAAUGGAACUACGUGGCAAGACAAGCCCAUGUGAGGUCAAUACUUGGUUUUGCAGAAGUAAACACUUGAUGCUUCAUCAUCGAGCCUAUCAUACAACUCAGCG